This is a messenger RNA of Beauveria bassiana ARSEF 2860, 672 nucleotides long. Its product is annotated as Protein kinase-like protein. Lineage: Eukaryota; Fungi; Ascomycota; Sordariomycetes; Hypocreales; Cordycipitaceae. The transcript is spliced from 2 exons. The record is from RefSeq and is a predicted model, not a curated record. Bases 1 to 672 code for a protein of 223 amino acids.
AUGGACAAAGCGAGAGCUGACAGAGUUAUCCAGUUUACCUUUGCUGGUUCUCCCCUGAGGGCUCGGGCCGAGCGCGUCGACCGUGUCCACGACAAUGUCCAAUAUAUAACCCUUAUCCGCUCCAAGUUCAUGAAAUGGAUCGCCGCAAGCCUGAGUCACCUGCCGGGCUUUCUUCUUAGGCCCUUGCAGCAGCUGCUGCCGCCUCAAUUUUAUCUUCCUGGACGUCUUGUUCUCAAGUCUCGUAAGCCUGACUGGGACGAUGAAUUUGCUAAUGAAAGGGUCAUGUAUAAGAGGCUAGCGCCGCUGCAGGGCCGCAUUAUGCCGUACUUUUUAGGGGACGCAGUAUUCGAUGAUAUACCCUCGAUCGUGCUUUCGCGUCUAGAAGGUAUGCCCUCAUACAAGCAGGGUCCUACGGCACUGCCGGCGGAAGAUUUUGAGCGGCAGCUCGAGGUUAUUCUUCGAGCCUUUACUAGAUUUGGAGUUAUCUAUGAUGACCCAAAACUCGAUAAUUUUCUGGUGGUUGAGGGAAAGGUUAUGGUAGUUGAUCUGGAGAGUGUAUGUGAGGAGAAUGAGCAGGACCAGGAACUUGCUGUUCGGUCCCACCGCCUACAUAUUAUGCCAAAGUAUAGAAGAUACUUAGAUGACCUAUCUAAUCCUUACAGCGUGUAUUAA